AUGACUAUCAUUGAGGCACCCUCUGAAGAAAACGAAGAUUCAGCAGUGUGUAAUCAGCAAGACUUCAACGGGAAAGAGCAGGAACAUGAGGGCGUCGAGGAACCCACAAUCGAAAUCAGGGAGCAAAAUCAGGAUGAUCCUGAUAAAACACUAGAGGAAGACUCCCUCCCUCAAGAAAUAGAAGAGAAAAAGGAUCAACCCGUCAAUAUGGUUGAGGUCGAACACGAUCCUUCUCUCGAACAAAAAGAAGAAAUCCUUCUACCCCCAGCAGAAAAGGAAACACAAAUGGCCCGCCAUCCCGAAGAAAUGAUUCAGGAAGUUGAAAGCAAAAUCAAGGAGGCACGAAAUGAUGAGGCGACAAGUGUCAUGCCAAAGACUCAUACUGAGCAGGAAAACGCUGCCUCGACUGGUACCCAGAAAAGAACACGACCUGUCAAAUGUGGACCUUUGAAACGUGGUAGAGGUAAAACCUUCACGUUUCGCUGUGCUAAAGGCAUCAACUUUGGACAGAUCAUUGGAAAAGGAGGAAAGUUCACCAAACUGGCCAAGGAAGACCACGGAGUCAUUCUAAACGUUCGUGAUGAUGGCUCAAGACUGGUUCAACUAACUGGGCCGAAGAUGAAUGUCGAAAAUGUCUACCGAGAAAUUAAAUUCAGGGUUGACAAGACUUUCGACAUAAGUGAACUAUCCCAGGUAACGAAAGGGCUCUUUGCAGUUGGAAAGGAAGAGUUUGUCGUCAUUGUUGGAAAGGAGUUCAAGGAGGCCUUGUUGGGCCCAAAGAACAUAAACCUUCAGAGGCUGUUCAAGCAACUGAAUGUGAGCAUCUACCUCCCUGACGAUGAUGACGACCGUGAGUACAUCGGAAUGUUUGGCCCCAUGGAGCAAGCAAAAAAAGCCUACAGAGUAAUUUUGGCCAUGAUGGAGGGCAUCAAAAACUGGCCAAAGGAAGAGGAGUUGAAACUUGUCGGCUUGGAUUGCUAUGAGUUCUGCUUACCGCCAAAGGGCAGAGCUUUUCUCAAAGGCCUUUUCAGACAGCUGGACGAAGAAAUCAGGCACCUAUACGAUGUGAAACUCCUUCUCCCCCAGAGUAAGGACAAGAAGGAUGUGGCCUAUUUAGGGGGAGACAUGAAACAAGCUGCCCGGGCCUAUCGACACGUCCAGGAAGUCCUUCAGGAGCUGAAGGUGGACAGUUCCGAUAUCACAACUGAAGGACUGAAGAGAAUUGAUGCAGGAAGGUAUCAAUUCGAGGUCAACGCCCAACUAAAGGGACUUGUGGUUGGGGCAAAAGGACAGAAUUUAAAGAAAAUCGAGAAGAAGCACAAUGUAAGAAUAACGAUGCACGCGAAAACAGAGAACUACAUAACCAUAAACGGUCAUUUGGACGACGUCCAAGAAGCAUGCCGCGACAUAAAGGAGAUCACGGAGCCAGCAAGAGAGCGAAAAGGAGGGAAUUUCCAACCGGUGGAACUCCUCCCAGGGCUCACGAAGAUUGGGAAUCGCCUGUACAUGACAGUCCUCGACAGGAAGGAGAUAGCCAUUGUCAUCGGCAAAAGAGGCCAGAACAUCAAAAAGCUCACCUCCAAACACAAUGUCUACUUCCAUGGACCAAAGAGGAAUGAGAGUACAGACAAAUGCACGAUCACAGGGGACGAAAAGAAGGUAAUUGCCUUCUAUAACGAAGUCCAUGAGAUCCUGAAGACGAAAAGAGACGAGAGGAGUAACAACCAGGGAAACAGAGGGCAUCCCAGACCUAUCGUCCUAGGAGAUUUCUUCUAA
Messenger RNA from Macrobrachium nipponense, 1776 nucleotides. RefSeq lists its product as uncharacterized. Lineage: Eukaryota; Metazoa; Arthropoda; Malacostraca; Decapoda; Palaemonidae. The record is from RefSeq and is a predicted model, not a curated record. Gene Ontology annotation, molecular function: RNA binding. The coding region runs from base 1 to 1776 and encodes 591 amino acids. The transcript has a single exon.